CGCCGCGCGCCGCCAUGGACACGAGCCGCGUGCAGCCCAUCAAACUGGCCAGGGUGACCAAGGUGCUGGGCCGGACCGGCUCGCAGGGGCAGUGCACGCAGGUGCGCGUGGAGUUCAUGGACGACACGAGCCGCUCCAUCAUCCGCAACGUGAAGGGGCCCGUGCGCGAGGGAGACGUCCUGACGCUGCUCGAGUCGGAGCGCGAGGCCCGGCGGCUGCGCUAGGCCGGCGCUGAGGGAGUGCCCAGGUGGUGGAAACUUCUUGCAUUGCCUCCGAGCCGCUCGCUGACACCUGCGCUGCUAGACAUGGGUCACCAUAGAUGAGGAUGGCGUUUUGAGUGAAUACAAUAAAAUGUUUUCUUUUUUUCUUUUUUUUUCCCAAUCCUGUUUUGUCUAGGUCUCAGUUACUGAGUGUGUGGAUGUUAGAGCUUGUCUUGUGCAGCUGCCUCUAAUUAUUGCUUUCAGCAGGACAGAAACCCACUCUGCUUACUAUGGGGAUUGUGCUUAACCUUUUGGGAUAAAAUGCCCUCACUUUGGUGUUACUGAUGGUUGCUGGUAACUUUGGUGAUUUUUGAAUUUUUAUAUUCAUCUGUCUUUCACGGCAAAAAAUAACUARUGUUUUCUU
Nothoprocta perdicaria is the source of this 624-nucleotide messenger RNA. RefSeq names its product ribosomal protein S28 (gene RPS28). The coding region runs from base 15 to 224 and encodes 69 amino acids. Gene Ontology annotation, cellular component: cytosolic small ribosomal subunit; ribosome. The record is from RefSeq and is a predicted model, not a curated record. Gene Ontology annotation, biological process: maturation of SSU-rRNA; ribosomal small subunit assembly; translation. Gene Ontology annotation, molecular function: structural constituent of ribosome. NCBI's taxonomy places the organism in Eukaryota, Metazoa, Chordata, Aves, Tinamiformes, Tinamidae. The transcript is spliced from 4 exons.